AUGGAGUUACCAUCCCUCUGCUUGUCCCUGAGUUCCGUGCUGUUGGCCGUGGGAUGGAGGAGCGGGACGGGAAUGACCGCAGGCGCUUCCCAAGAUGUAUGCAGGCUGGUGGAUGGGAGUGCUGAUUGCCAGAGGAGAGGCCUGACUUCGCCCCCCACCCAUCUGCCGCCCCAGCUAGAAGAGCUGCUCCUGGACGGGAACCCCAUCCGGACUUUGGGCGGGCGGCUCUCCUCCUCCUACCCGCUGCUGGGGAAGCUGAGCGCCCGCGGCUGCCGGCUGGAGCUCGUCGAACCCGGCGCCCUCACGGGCAGCGCCCGCCUGUGGGCCCUGGACCUGGCGGACAACUCCCUCUCCGCCCACGCCGCCGCCACGGGGGCCGCCCUCCGCUCCCUCCCGGCCCUGAGGAGGCUGGACCUGUCGAGGAACGGCCUGACCGAGGAGACGGCCGCCCUGCUGCUCCGGAACCUCUCCUCCCUGGAGUCCCUGUCCCUGGCCCGCAACGGCCUCAUGCGGCUGGACCCCUCCGUCUUCGCCGGCCUGGGCAGCCUCCGGGAGCUGGACCUGCAGAAAAACUACAUCUACGAGAUCGAGAAGGGGACCUUCGAGGGGCUGGGGGCCCUGGACCGGCUCGAUCUGGCCUACAACAUUCUCCCCUGCAUCGUGGACUUCGAGCUGACCCAGCUGCGGGUGCUCAACGUGAGCAACAACAUCCUGGAGUGGUUCCUGUCGUCCGGCCGAGAGGCGGCCUUCCGCCUGGAGACCCUCGACCUGUCCCACAACCGGCUCCUCUUCUUCCCGCUCCUGCCGGCGGCCAGCCGGCUCCACACGCUCCUCCUGGCCGACAACGAGAUGAGCUUCUACGAGGCGGCGGCCGCGGCCCUCGGCGGGGAGGCCCGACCGCGGGGGCGGGAGGAAGUGGUGCAGUUCCUGCUCCUGGACGGCGGCCUGCUCUCGGUCACCACCGUGACCCUCUGGGAGGACUGGGCCCUGGGCGACCUGUCCUCCCUGCGCUUCCUGGACCUCAGCCGAAACCAGUUUCGCUACCUGCCGUCCGGGUUCCUGCGCAAUCUGACGGCCCUCGCCCACCUGGACCUGAACCGGAACUGCCUGGAGUCGCUCGGCCUGCGGGAGGACGGGCCCCCGGGCCGGGCCCGGCCCCCGCGAGGACGAGGCCCGGCCAGGGAGGGGACGGAGGCGGCCCCCCGGCUCCUCCGGGACCUCCGCUUCCUGAACCUGAGCGUCAACCGGCUGCGGGGGCUGCCCGCCGGCUUCUUCGCCCACACCGGGAACAUCACUACAGUGGACCUGAGUCACAACCGCAUCCGGCUGUGCCCGCAGCCGACCGGGGCCUGCGUGGAUUUCCGGGACGCGGCCUCCCUGAGGAGCCUCUCCCUGGGCGGCUGCGGGCUGGCGGGCCUGGACGCCCAGGCCUUCCGGGGGAUGGCCUUGACCCACCUGGACCUGUCCGACAACGAGGGCGCCCUGUGUCGGGGUGGUCCGGCCCUGGGGCCCCUGGCCGCCACCCUGAGGGUCCUCCACCUGGGCCGCGCCGGCCUGGGGCCCAACUGCACCGAGCCGGACCUGUCCCUCUUCGGGAGCCUGCGGGUCCUGGGCCUGGCGAGCAACUCCCUGAGCGACGUCCCCCGGGCCCUGGGCCGCCUGGCCCUGGAGAUCCUGGACCUGCGGCAGAACGGCCUGGCGGCCCUGCCCCGCCGGACCGUGGCCGAGCGGCUCCCGCAGAGCCUGCGGGUCCUCUACCUGGGCCAGAAUCCCUUCGACUGCUGCCGGAUGGAGGGCUGGGACCUCCUCCUCAGCCGGCCGGGGCUCGGCGUCCCCGACCGGGCCCGGGUCCUCUGCAACUUCUCCGCCCGCGGCUUCCGCGUGGACGACCUGCCCGAGGAGGUGGUCCGCGACUGCCGUUGGGGACGGGCCGACCCGGCCCUGCUCUACUUGGUGCUCCUCCUCCCCACCUGCCUCACCCUGCUCGUGGCCUGCGGCGUCAUCUUCCUGACUUUCAAGAAGCCACUGCUGCAGGUCGUGAAGACGCGCUGCCACUGGUCCUCCGUUUACUGACCCCGGCCCGUCGGCAGGGUCGCCUCAGGGGUGGGAACUCGGCCUCCUCCUCCUCCCGAGUCCUCGCUCCCCUACUCGGUCUCCGUCGUCGAAUAUUUAUUAACCAAAGUGGGGACUCGGGUGAAGCCGGACGCUCCUCCGGCUUUCGGUCUGUCGGAAGAGACGACCGCACUGUGCGGGCCCGCCGGCAUUUUGGGGGAACUCGUUUGGGAAUGCUUUCUUAUGUUUUCAUGGUGGUGGUUGAGUGUUUUUGUCCUGCCGUUUCGUCGGCUGGGUUUAUUAUGAUGAUGUUUUGGAUGAGACGGGGGAACGGGGAAGAGGAAGCAGGGAAGGAUGGAUCGUACGGUA
Messenger RNA from Tachyglossus aculeatus (Australian echidna), 2421 nucleotides. RefSeq names its product negative regulator of reactive oxygen species (gene NRROS). The coding region runs from base 1 to 2073 and encodes 690 amino acids. Lineage: Eukaryota; Metazoa; Chordata; Mammalia; Monotremata; Tachyglossidae. Gene Ontology annotation, molecular function: protein binding. The record is from RefSeq and is a predicted model, not a curated record. Gene Ontology annotation, cellular component: extracellular matrix. The transcript has 2 exons.